Aureobasidium melanogenum CBS 110374 is the source of this 600-nucleotide messenger RNA. RefSeq lists its product as uncharacterized. The coding region runs from base 1 to 600 and encodes 199 amino acids. The record is from RefSeq and is a predicted model, not a curated record. The transcript is spliced from 2 exons. NCBI's taxonomy places the organism in Eukaryota, Fungi, Ascomycota, Dothideomycetes, Dothideales, Saccotheciaceae.
AUGUCUUCCUCCGGAACCAAGGUCACCAACACCAACGAAGGUAUUAAUAACCCCAAGGUCGAAAAGGCCGGCACUGUUACGUCGGACUCUCUUGCUGGAGAGUCAUUGAAGGCGGGCGGCACGUUCGGCGAAGGCAGCCACGCAGCCGCCUCUUCACAACCCUCCAGCUCGACGACAACCAACAACACGGACACCUCUGGCGCAACCACCCUCCACGCCGCCGCCGAUGCCGAAGCACGCCAGGCAUUGGAAGGCUGGAACGAGGAAGCCCAGCUGAACGCCGCACGUGGAUUGAGCGGCAACAACAGUGGCGCGCCUCCAGCACCGACAUCUUCCUACCUCGCCGGAUCCACCGCUAACGCUUCGGGCACCACAGGCCAGGCCCCUCACGGCAAGAACAUCUCCGAGGGCGGCUUUGACAGCAAUGCUCCCAACGCUUCCUUCAACAACGACAUUGGCGGCAAGAACGACCCAGGCCGCUCUGCUUUGAAUGACAUGCAGCGCAAUGCCCAGCAGUCUGCUGGCGACGCUGCCCUCCCCAAGCAGCAGGGUGUCUCCAACGAUGGCCAGUUUGAUGUCCUCAAGGACACCUCUGCUUAA